GUCCGCUCGCCAGUCUGGCAACGCCACGAAAGUCGAGUUGGCAUUUGGGAGAUUUUGCUGCGUUCGGAUCGAGUAAAUUCCAUAGUUAAUUGUUUAAAAACCGAAGACGACUGCUUUAGCAAUUAGCAAACAAGUAAAUGUAUUGUUUAUUCAACUGCCAGAGAACAGUACUACGUGCGUGUAAAUAAGCAAGCGAUUUGUCUCCAACAUGUUGCACAACAAUGCGCCCUGGCUGCCACCGCAUCAGCAGCAGCAGCAACAGGCACCGCAGCAACAUCCAACUCCCCAGCAGCAGCAUGCAUCACCCCAGCAGCAGCAACCUUAUCCUGCCCAGCAGCAGCAGCAGCUCUAUGCCAGCCAAAUGUUUCAGCAACAGCAGCCAAACUACUGGCCCGAGGAUCAGCCGCAACAGCAACAGCAGCAGCCCCAGCAAUCGCUAAACUACAAUAACUACUUUGGUGGACAGCAGCAGCAGCCGGUGCAGCAACAACACCCUUUGCAGCAGCAACAACUGCACCCGCAGCAGCAACAUCCUACGCAGCAGCAACAUACAAUGCAGCAGCAGCUGUAUUAUCCCACUCACCAGCAGACCCAAGUCCCGGCUCCAGCGGAACCCGCUCUGGACUCGUUUGACAACAAUAAUAGCGGAGGAGGUGGUGCCCGGACCGAUGGCUGGGGGGAUUGGGACGAUUGGAACGAUAACAGCAAUAAUAACAACGUCAGCAACAUAAGCAACAGCAACGAGGGCUUGUUGGAGCCAUCGGGACAACAGCUGGGGGAUUCCUUUAACGUGCCGUCCUCGCCAGGUAGUUGGCAAGCCUUUGCCACCGGUAAUAAUGCCAAUAAUAAUGUGGAGCUACCGCCUCCAACGGAUCAGCAGGCACCACCGCCAUUGCAGCAGCAAUCGACAAUAUUGUUGCACCGCCAGCAGCCGCAAUCGCCGCCGGAACUUGGCCAGGAACCAGAACUGGAUGCCAUUGUACCACCUCAGGCUUUUCAAAACCAGCCAGCAGUUGCAGUUUCUGCGGGAGCACCACCACCCGCAUCACUAGCAUCGUUUCCCGCACCAUUGCCUGCUGUGGAAUCACCACUAUUUGCUGUAGGAGCUCCUCCAGCACAUCUCGCAGGGGUAGGAGCACCACCAGCACCAUUGGUUUCCGGGGGAGUACCACCAGCACCCUUGGUUCCCGUGGGAGCACCACCAGCCCCCGUGGUUCCAUUGGGAGCACCACCACCAACGACUACUGCUGGCAUUGCACCACCGGCUGCACUGCCUCCCAGCUUGACUCCAGCGGCUGGCAAUCCCUUCAAACGCUCCACGGGUCUCAGCAAGCGAGUUAACAUCAUGACCAAUUCGGCGGAAGGAGCUCCUUCGCCACCAGCACCCGCUGCACUGGCUCCUGUGGCACCGGUAGCACCAGUAGCACCAAUAGCACCAAUAGCACAACCAGCGGAGCAGCUUUUUGGUUUGCCAGCAGAAGCUCAUGGAGAUGGUUUCAAUUUACUAGCGGCACCACCUGUUGAAGCUUCGUUCGGAGCUCCACUGGGAGUACCUAUUCCAGCACCCAUUCCUGCACCAGCCGCAUCGCUCUAUGCAUCGCCACCACCAGCCCUUCUGCAGCCAGUCGUCCAGAUGUUGGAACCGGACAACCAGGAGGUGCUCUCCGCGCCAAAUGACGAGCGGGCCCAGUACUUGCAGACGAGUCACCUGUCCGAGCAGUUGGGCGAAGGUGAAGCAGAUCAGGAUGCGGGUCUGCUGCCGCCACCGGGCCUAUCGCGUCUGGUUUUGGGCCAACCUGAGUUGGACUCGCAGCAGCAGCGCCAGGUGACUGGAGCCACGGAGCAGCCACCGCUGAAUGUGGCCCAGGCGGCUGCCCUGCACAUGCAGGAGCGUCAGGCGGAUGGCGAGGAUACCUCCGAUGGCGAACAGCAAGUGCGUAAUAUACAGACGCCUCCGCGUCGCGUCGUCACGGGCGUGGAAACCAGCGCCCCCGUCUCGCUGUCCUUGAGAGAACAACGAGAAGUGGUGCUAGAUGGGGAGAACCUGGAGGAUCGCGAGGCUAUUCCGCCACCAGCACUGGCCUUCCCCCAAAUUCCACCAGCAACGGUACCAUACAAUAUGCAUCACAAUGUUCUGCCCGACGAGCCGGAGCAGCUGCAUCACAACAAUCCGCCACAGGCAGUGGCACCAUUAAAUCAACCGCAGCAACUGCCGCAUCUGCAGCAGCAGCAGCAACCCCCGCUGCAGCAGCAGCAUCCAACUCAGCUGGAGAAGAAGCGUGCGGCGGCGGGACGUCGCACCAACGCCUCGCUGGAUUUGGAGUCCGAGGACGAGUCGGAUGAGUUCCUGCAGAGCGAACGGGAGAGGGAUCGCGAGCGUGAGCACCGCGAUCAGAUGGAAGAGAGGCGCGGUCGAGGACGCAGCCAUGGUCAUUAUACCUACGAUGGCGAAACGGAGGACUCUGUACGCGGUGCAGCCCACCACGAGACCAAAUCCCUAAGGGAAACGCAUCACAGACGCAACCACGAGUCCACGCGCUCGCGUCGUCAUCCGGAACCGGAGGCGGAGCGGGAAAGGGAGCGGGAUAGGGAGCGUGAGAGGGACCGGGAUCGCGAGCGGAACUGGCGGCGACGAUCCAACAAGUAUCACAGUGGUGGCGAGGAGCAGGAGCGUUCCUAUGAUCACUCGCGUCGCUACAACAACAGCACCUACGACGGCGAGUCGGAUAACCCGGAGAUUAAUCACCUGGGCGAAGGAGAACUGGACGGUAGCAUUGGUGGCACAGGCGGAACCGCCGGUAGCGGUGGCCGGAGCAGCAAAGUUGAUCGCCAGCGUCGCAGUGCCGCCGAGGAGGAGUUCGACGAUUACGAACGGGAACGCGACCGCAAUCGCCAGUAUUCUAGACGUUCCACCAAGCAGCAAUCAUCGGCUGACAAAUCCCGCUCCUCCGGCGGACGACGGAGCUACGAGAAUCAGGGACGCAGUGGCCGACCAGAAGAUGGCCGUCGACGGAACUUGGACUACUACGAGGAGUACCGCCGCAAGAGCUCACGCAACAGUGACCUCGAGAAGGAUCGCAUCAAUGGUGGGAAUACGAGCGGUGGCGGCGGAGCCGGUGGUUCCGGAUCUGGCAAGCGUCGCAACUACGAUCAAUAUGCGGUGUCCGGUGCCUACGAUCCGUACGGAAUGUACGAGCAAAUGUCACGGAAUCCACAUGCGUACGCCGAUAUGUAUGCCAAGUUCUACGGCCAGAUGAUCAACUCGAUGACGGCCGCUGUUUCGGCGGCUGCUUCGAAAUCCGGAGUUCCGGGUGCCGCUGCAGCGAUUCCCGGAUUGAUGCCCGGAGCGGUACCGGUGACCGCUGCCCAGUUGGCGGCCGCCACGAGCGGAGGAAGUGUCAGCGGGAGCAGUGAGGCCGCCCUGCUCAGGGAAAGAGAAAGGUAUACACACGCAUACAUAACCCAAGCCAAUGAAUUUCAUCGUCACCAAUACAAAGAGCUUCUGUACCAGCAACAACAACAUCAGAGGAUGGAUGAUCACUUGAACUCCAGUUUUACUGCUACAGAGGAUAAUGCCAGUUUUUAUGGAUCGCGAGGAGGAUCCAUCUAUGGCCAGUAUCUUCCACAUCCUUCGCUCUCCAGUGCCCGCUCGCUGAGUAAUUUAAACGGCGAUGGACGCAAUUCCCGAUGCGGACCGUAUUACGCUGGGUCCGAAUGCGGUCUCGAUAUCAGAGCUGCUGCCGAAGCGGCACCUUCGACUUAUGGAGGAGUGGCCACCGCUGGAACGGUGACCACCACCGCGGUGGCUCGUCCGCCACGCAGACGCACUCCUCUACAGUUCAACCGGCCGCAUUUGGUGGCCUCAUAUGCGAUGAGCCUGCUGCUGAAGGUGAAGCCCAAGUACGCCGGACGCGGACGUCUGCGAAACGAUGUGGAGGUGGCACCACCACGCAUCCGGGACGGAACGAGCAGCCUGCUGCGCAUGUAUCCGGGUCCUUUGCAGGGCCGGAAGUUGCACAAGGACAAGAUCAUCAGUUUCUGCAAGGACCAGAUCCGACUGGGACCCACGAAGGGAUGUACCGUGCUGUAUGCCACGCAGAAGAAGCCGCAGGGCAGCGUGACCAAGUACCGUGCCUCACAUGCCCUCAUGUGGCACCUGCUCAUACUGCUGCUGCGUCAGAAUGGGUACAUCGCUGAUACGGAUGUGGGCGAUCUGUUGCUGGAGAAUCAGCAGGAGUAUCCCUACGAUCCCAGCGAAUUCGAAGCCGAGAACGAGCCAGAUGCGGAUGCUGAGCAAAAUGCUUCUGCUCCAGAGGAGAAGCCACAGGAAUCAGAUUUGGAUAGCGAACAGGGAGCAGCAGUUACGACAGAGGAAACACCUACAGCAGAUGCUGCUGCUAACUCAUCCAAUGGAGCGAAUGCAGGAACUGCACCGACAGCUGGAGGAGCAGGAGGACGGACGCCUCUGUCAGAGCAGGAGGCCACGGACAAGUUCCGCAGUUAUGUGCUGCGCGGAAAUGUCGAGGAGGCCCUCCAGUGGGCCACCGACAAUGGCCUGUGGACGCACGCCUUUUUUCUGGCCCUCUACGAGGAUCGAUAUGCUCUCACGGAUGUGGCCCAGAAGUUCCUCAAUCGAGCGAUCAAGGCCAACGAUCCGCUGCAGACGCUCUACCAAAUGAAGAGCUGCCACACGCCGGCGUGCGUUAGCCAGCUGCGGGAUGAGCAGUGGGGCGACUGGCGCUCACAUCUCUCCAUUCUGGUGACGAACAAGAGUCGCCAGCCGGAGUAUGAUCGCAGUUCGGUGGUGGCCCUUGGCGACACGCUAUUCCAGCGUGGCGAUAUCUAUGCAGCACACUUCUGUUAUCUGGUGGCCCAGGAGGAGUUCGGCCGAUACAACAGCUCGGCCACAGAGCUAACUACUCUUACCGCCAAUGUGCCAAGACUUAUUCUACUGGGCUCCUCGCACUACAAGAACUUCAACGAGUUUGCCAGCAACGAGGCCAUUAUCAUGACAGAAAUCUACGAGUACGCUCGGUCGCUGUUCGAUCCCAAGUUUAGCAUCGCCCAUUUCCAGCACUACAAGUUCCUGCUGGCCACACGGAUCCUUGAUUAUGGUCAGCACUUCCGCUGUACCAACUAUCUAGAGCAGAUCGCCAAGCACAUUGAACUGAAGCCAGAGAGCUACGACAGCGAUUUUGUUCAGCGGGUCUGUGGAUUGGCGGAACGCCUGCGCUACCAUGAUCCCAUCCUGAUCAACCGAGUCUCGUUUGCAAGUCCUCCGAACGCCACCAGCAAGGAUAGUGCCGCUCCCGAAGAAAAAGCCUGGUUGCGUCAACUGCGAUCCCUUGCCGAUGUGCAACCCCAGCAGGAGCAGUUGCAACAUCUGCAACAGGAAAAGCAAAUCCAGCAGGAGCAAAACGACAUCGAUCAGCAGUUUGCUGAGGUCAAUAAGCAAUUCAGAGAGCUGAAUAUGCAAUAUGAUGGUGGCAAUCUGGAGAGCACGCUGCAACCGCAACUGCCGCCAGGGGAACAUCAGCCGCAGCAGGAAGUUCUGCCAGAAGCGCACCAACAGCCACCACAACAGUACUAUGAACCGCCACCACCACCACAGGCGCCAGCCGAAUCGGAUCCUUAUGGAUCCCAGGGACAACAGCCUUACUACGAUCCCAAUGCGACUCAGCACCAUCAAUACGAUCCGAAUGCGGCCCACCAUCAAUACGAUCAGCAAUCACAGCAACCAACUCCCACUUACGGCCAAAUAGAGCCUGCAACUGAGGCUUACCAACCAGGACAAGCAGCAGAUCCAGCUGCCGUUGCUCCUGGCUAUGGAUACGAUUACUGGUCGGGCACACAGCAGCCACCUUAUGGCAAUGAGCCGAAUGAGAAUCAAGCUGCGUUAAAGGAUGAGGAGGAGGAGGAUGAGCAGCAGAUAUUGCAGCAAGCGCAGCAGCAACAGAUGCAUCAGGCCAAGCAGCAACAGGAGCAACAUACACGCAGCAAUGGUGCCGCCAGCGGCAACAAUCGUUUUAAAUCGAAUGCUUUGAAGCAGGAGAAAAGCAUCAGUGCAUUGAGAAAAAGACAAGAGACGGCAAGAGCAGCAACAAUUGCAGCAGCAGCAGCAGCGAUUGCCCAAAUAAAACCAGCAACAGUUGCAGUAGCAUCAGCAGCAGCAACGACGACAGCGGCAGCAUCGGCCAAGGCAUUCAAUUUGAAUGAUCUGCAGCAGCAACACGUGCGCCCUGCGAUUUCCAUGCCCAAGUCAAUGAGCUACGGAGAUGAGGACGACGGCGGUGGUUCGGCUCAUCCUGGCCAGAAACCCUCGCUCGGCGGCUCCUCAGAUUCUGCCGGCAAACAGCAGGCGUCGGGCAAACAGUCCAGCUCCGGCGGCGAUCUUGGUGCACCUGGCAAUCAGAAUGCGGGCUGGUUUGGCGGACUCUGGAACAAGCUGUCGCUAAAGCCGAAGAACCAAAUGAUCCUGCCGGACGACAAGAAUCCGACCAUCGUGUGGGACAAGGAGCGCAAAUGCUGGACGAACACCGAGGGCACCGCCGAGGAGGCGGAGAGCUUUAAGCCGCCGCCCAAGAUGAGCGAUCUGGGCAUGGGCAUGCCGCCUGGAGUACCAGCCGCCGCACCAGCGGGCCCACCAGUUGGACUCGGAAUGGGCAUGGGCUUGGGCAUGGGAACAGCGCAACCGCCAAUGGCCACUAACCCACUGGGCGGCAGCCACCAACCAGCACCGCUGAUGGAUCAACAGCAGCCCCCGGCUCAGCCGCAGAUGUAUGGCAGUCCCAUUGAUUACACAGCUGCUCCUGCGCCCGAGAUGAUCCCAACGGUUCCAUCGCCGGCGCCACUUCCUGUCCCAUCACCUGCACCGGUGACAGCGGCGGCUCCGAAUCCCGCGGCCAAUCCCGGAGGACCACAGCCAAAGUUGCAGUCCAACAUUUUUAAGAUGCAACGCAACCGCACGCUGAAGAACUCCUAUGUGGAUGUGUUCAAUCCUUCGGGGGCGCCCAUGUCGGCGGCGUCGGAGAAUGUCCUGGCCCCCAUAAUGGCACCGGCUGCGGUUCCCCAGGGCGGUUACUUUGUCCCCGGAGCGGCGCCCACGCACCAGCAGUAGGGGAUCGGAUGAUUGGGAGCCUCGGGAUCUGCAGAAGCAACCAGAUGUGCUUGGAGGAGGGAUGAGGAGGAUGGGAGGGAUAACGGCUGCCGCAAAUGCCAACGAGAUCAGCACUUCGAAACUACGUAAAAUCUAUUUUUCAACCGGUGACCGCCCACACACGCACACACACUCAGUCAUGCAUAUAAUAUACACGCACACACGAUGUGGCCACUUUCCAGCAGGGGAAAAGAUGGCCCAACGAUUUUUCCAAGCUCCUCUACAGUUUGUUAAUCUUUUGUCUUUCUGUCCUAUCUGUGCGUGUCUACUAAAUUAACUCACCCAACUAAAUUAAACACCUAACUUUACCAAAUUGUGCGCGUGUGUGUGUGUGAGUGGGUGUUCGAUGUCUUAACGUUUAGUGAAUGAUUAAUUGAGGAGAGACGAUGAAGAAAGCGAUUUAUGUACGACUAGCGAAAUAUAUAUGUAAAUUUUCUCUAUGUAAUCUAUAUGAUCCCCCGAUUCCCCACCCACUAUAUCCACGCUCCCGAUUUCUGUUUAUAUACAUGUUUCUUUUGUAUGUUGCAUAGUUUUUAUGAUUAUUUUUUGUUUAGCUGUAUGGAAUAUGUAUUCGAAGGAGGUCAGACAUUAAUUCGGAAUUCACUUUGAUUAUGCAUUGCUGUAUUUUCCACAUCUAAAUACUAUAUAACUGAUCUUUCUGUUCUUAUCUAUAACUACAUAGUUGAUAUUGGAUUGAUAAGCGAUUAAGAAGCAAAUUAAUUGUUCAUCCUGGUUUCCUUUCUCGAUGUAUUCUUCUCUGUGUCUCUUUUUACGAUUGGUGUGAAAAAUGCAAAUGAUUCCACAUAUAUAUAUAUAUAAUAUUAUAAAUGUAUUUUUAGAACAA
Molecule: messenger RNA, 8000 nt
Organism: Drosophila rhopaloa
Lineage: Eukaryota; Metazoa; Arthropoda; Insecta; Diptera; Drosophilidae
Gene: Sec16
Exons: 13
Coding region: 209-7117 (2302 amino acids)
Biological process (GO): COPII vesicle coat assembly; autophagy; Golgi organization
Cellular component (GO): ER to Golgi transport vesicle membrane; endoplasmic reticulum exit site
Source: RefSeq, a predicted model, not a curated record